Molecule: messenger RNA, 2113 nt
Organism: Eucalyptus grandis
Lineage: Eukaryota; Viridiplantae; Streptophyta; Magnoliopsida; Myrtales; Myrtaceae
Product: notchless protein homolog
Exons: 13
Coding region: 197-1624 (475 amino acids)
Biological process (GO): ribosomal large subunit assembly
Cellular component (GO): nucleolus
Molecular function (GO): protein binding
Source: RefSeq, a predicted model, not a curated record
CCCGGUAGUUAUCAAAAGCCCGCCUAAAACCCUAGAAGCAGAACCUCCUCCCCCUCCCUUCCUUCCCUGUCACAAGACCCUGCCUUCCUUCUCUGUCUAUCCACGCACUCCCGGCAUCAUCGUAUCGAUUAAAGCUUCGAUUUUUAUCGGGAUUCGAGGAGAAAAGAUUGGAUUUUUGCUGCUGUGACGGAAGAAGAUGGAGGUGGAAGCGCAGCAGCGAGACGUUAACAACGUGAUGUGCCAACUGGUGGAUCCAGAAGGAACGACCUUGGGUCCUCCCAUGUACCUUCCCCAGGACGUUGGCCCUCAGCAGCUUCAGCAGAUGGUCAACAAGCUUCUCAGUAACGAGGACAAAUUGCCGUAUACUUUUUACAUAUCGGACCAGGAGCUCGUUGUCCCUCUUGAAUCUUACUUACAGAAAAACAAAGUUUCUGUGGAGAAGGUGUUGUCCAUAGUCUAUCAGCCACAAGCCAUUUUCCGAAUUCGUCCUGUAAAUCGCUGUUCAGCAACAAUUGCUGGUCACUCAGAGGCUGUUCUGUCUGUGGCCUUUAGUCCUGAUGGGAAGCAACUGGCUAGUGGUUCAGGAGAUACCACAGUCCGAUUGUGGGACCUAAGUACUCAGACCCCAAUGUUUACAUGCAAAGGGCACAGGAAUUGGGUCCUCUCCAUUGCAUGGUCGCCUGAUGGCAAGCAUCUUGUAAGUGGAAGCAAGGCUGGGGAAAUCCAAUGUUGGGAUCCGUUGACCGGGCAACCAUCAGGCAAUCCACUUGUUGGCCACAAGAAAUGGAUCACAGGUAUAUCUUGGGAACCAGUCCAUCUGAGUUCACCAUGCCGUCGCUUUGUGAGUUCUAGUAAAGAUGGUGAUGCACGCAUAUGGGAUGUAACACUAAGGAGAUGUGUAAUAUGUCUGAGCGGUCACACUCUAGCUGUUACAUGCGUAAAGUGGGGAGGAGACGGUGUUAUAUAUACUGGCUCUCAGGACUGUACAAUCAAAGUCUGGGAAACAUCCCAGGGGAAGCUGAUAAGGGAAUUGAAGGGUCAUGGACAUUGGGUUAACUCCCUUGCUCUGAGCACUGAGUAUGUUCUUCGGACUGGAGCUUUCGAUCACACUGGCAAACAGUAUUCAUCUGCUGAAGAAAUGAAGCAAGUUGCAUUAGAAAGGUACAAGAAAAUGAAAGGCAAUGCUCCUGAAAGAUUGGUCUCUGGAUCUGAUGAUUUUACCAUGUUUUUGUGGGAACCUUCUGUCAGCAAGCACCCAAAAACGCGAAUGACUGGUCAUCAACAGCUUGUGAAUCACGUCUACUUUUCACCCGAUGGGCAAUGGGUGGCUAGUGCUUCGUUUGAUAAAUCUGUGAAGUUGUGGAAUGGUAUUACUGGGAAGUUUGUUGCUGCAUUCAGGGGACAUGUCGGGCCUGUAUAUCAAAUAAGUUGGUCUGCAGAUAGUAGACUUCUUUUAAGUGGGAGCAAAGACUCUACUCUGAAGAUCUGGGAUAUUCGCACAAAGAAGUUGAAACAAGAUCUUCCAGGUCAUGCGGAUGAGGUUUUUGCGGUCGAUUGGAGUCCAGAUGGUGAGAAAGUAGCUUCUGGUGGUAAAGAUAAGGUGUUGAAGCUAUGGAUGGGUUAAUGCAUUGGGAGUUAUACAAGGCUUAUCAGACCAUUCCAUAUGCAAAUGAAAUGAGAUGGCAGUUCAAAUGCUUUCAUCCGAAGUGAAGAAUUGAUUGUUUGAUAGCCCAUAUUACGGCUGAAGACACAAAGUGCACACUCAACUAUCAGGUACUGCAAGUUCGGAUGCAAUCAGCCACAAAGUGCGCACUCAACUAUCAGGUACUGGAAGUUAGGAUGCAAUUUGGUUGCGUAAAGCUCUCUUGCAUCAGGAUGGUAGUCGCAGCCGAUAUGCAUUGUCUACUUAUGAUGCAGCUGAUAUUCUCAAAGGUUUUGUUAAUCUAAGAAACACUGUUCAAUGCUGUGUUAAUUGAGAGUAUCAUGAGUCACCGAUAUUUUGUUCAUAUAAGUAAUUGGCAGAAUCAGUCUUUGAUAUUCAUAUCCAGUUCUAGUGAGCCCUUCAUUUUUCUGUUGGCUUUAUACAUAAUGGCAGUCAAGUAUGUUGGCCAGA